UUCUUUAACAAAUUUGUUUACAUUUUGAUUUCCCGAUCAGGAACCGUUUACAACAAACUUCCUGUGCAUUUCCCGGCGUUCCGGAUCCAGAUCUUCCCGUGCUGCAUUCCAAAACGGUGUUUUGUUUUUCGUUUCUGUGAUGUUUUGACUGUAAAGUGUAUAAAGUCGUUUUAGUGUAGUUAAAAUGGGAAUUACCGGUCUAAUUCCGUUCCUCGAGAAAGCUUCUCGGAAGUGUCACCUCCGGGAUCUGCGCGGCCAAUGUGUGGCCAUAGAUUCGUACUGUUGGCUCCACAAAGGUGCGUUCGCCUGCGCGGAGAAGCUGGUCCGCGGAGAGGCAACGGACGUCCACAUCCAGUACUGUUUGAAGUUUGUGAAUCUGCUGCUGGCCAAUGAGAUCAAGCCGAUUUUGGUUUUUGAUGGAAGGCACCUUCCGGCGAAGGCCGGCACGGAGGCCAAGCGGCGAGAGUCGCGGGACAGCUCGAAGAAGCGAGCUGCGGAGCUGUUGAGGAUGGGCAAGGUUGAGGAAGCGAAGAGUUUCCUGAGGCGCUGCGUGGACAUUACUCAUUCGAUGGCGUUGGAACUGAUAAGGGAGUGCCGGAAGCGGAACGUGGAUUGUGUUGUGGCUCCUUAUGAGGCUGAUGCACAGUUGGCGUUUUUAAACAAGAAGGGGAUUGCGCAGGUUGUUAUUACGGAAGAUUCCGACUUGAUGCUUUUUGGGUGCAGCAAAGUGCUGUUCAAGUUGGAUCUGACCGGAAGUGGGCUGUUGAUUGAGAGGGAGAAGCUAGCGGUGGCCAUGGGAUGCAAGGAGGAGAAGUUCACCUUUGACAAGUUCCGGUACAUGUGCAUUCUUUCGGGGUGUGACUAUUUGGACUCACUUCCGGGGAUUGGAUUGGCCAAGGCGAAGAAGUUUGUAUUGACAACGGAGGACACGGACAUUCGAAGGGCGCUGGGCAAGAUUCCGGCGUAUCUGAACAUGCGCCAGCUGCAGGUCUCGGAAGAGUAUAAGGAUAACUUCCUGAAGGCGGAUGCCACCUUUCGUCACAUGGUCGUUUACGAUCCCACCGAGCGUAAGCAAACCCGGUUGAACGAUCCGGAAGAAGUUGGGACUGAUCCGGAGUUGUGCUGCAACGCUGGCACGUUUUUGGAGGAUGAGAUCGCGCUUCAGCUGGCGCUCGGCAACGUGGAUCCGUUUAGCAUGAAACAAUUGGACAACUUUCAUCCGGACGAUCCGGAAUGCCAACCUACCGGUGGUAAAACCUCCAGUUGGAACCAAUCUUCCGUGACGAAGCACGCGAGCGUGUGGAAGACAAACUACGUGCCACGACCAGCGGUUCUGGACAUUCGGCAGAACUUCGCCACCCAGACGUCGCAAAAACCAAAGGAAUUCAUCAAACGACCCGUCCCGAACCCGGACUUUGAGGAAGGGGAGAAGAACGAAACCAUCGACGAUGUGCUGCACGCGUACGGAAUCAAACCGAAGGACGAUCCGCCGCCGCUAAAGCGGCUUUGCCUGACGCUGUCUACCGAUAAGCGGACGAAGCCGGUUAAUUUUGACGAGGUGGAAGCGUUGGAAGCCAUGGAAGCUCUGGAGGCCAGUCCAAGCAAGACGAAGCGAAAUCCGUUUGUGGUCAAUUCCACCUCUUCGAAUCGACGCAGUGCGCCGGCAGACCAACUCCUUUCCCCAACCAAACUCACCCCGGAAACCAGUUCCUUGCUGCGCAACGUUAGCCCGGUCAAACGGAUCGAGUUCAAACCAACCGAAAAGCUCAGCCGCUUCAAGCGCACCGUUUUCGCCAACGAAGGCCAAAAGAUCAUCAGUCGGUUCUUCUCGGCUGGCGCAGCCAGCACCAGCGUCAGUCCCAAAACCGCUCCCACAACCCCCAAAAAAUCUUCCCCACUCAAACAGGAAACCAACCUGUACCUCAUGUCCCCGGAGGCGAAACUCGCUCACCGGGGCGAACAAACGCCCACCAAAAAGCGCAAAUCGUCGGAGCGCACGGAAAUCUCCGACUCGCCGAAUCCGCCGUGCAAGGUGGAACCCGCGGUCGAGCAGGUUGACAGUGGUUUCGUGGAGGAACCGGAGAGCGGGUUCAGCUCGUCGCAGAAGGAGAACGAGGACGAGCAGAAGGGCACCAGUUCCCGGUUGGCGCUCGAUUUUGGUCGCAAGGAACCGAGCCGGUUUGGGCGGGAAUCGGCGAGCCAAAAUGAGGACGUUGGAGUGGUCAAGAUGGCAGAGGAGGAUGAUGAUGUGGUGGAGAUCGUAGAGACGAAAGAGGUAAAGACUGAAUUAGCGGUGGUCAGUAGUCAGACGAUGCGCAGCUCUGCUGCGGAAGCGAAGGCCGGAAGUAGCUCCCAGCAAAAGAAGAAUGUCGCUUGUCGGCGAGUUGGGCUGGCGAAGGGAAAAGCCGUGAAGGACACAGGACCGACGCAGAGUAAACUUUCCAUGUUUGGAUUUCAGAAGAAAUCUCAACUAAAAUAAGACACAAUUUGAAGAUAUUAACAAGCUCACUGCCUCCUGAAAGCAUUUAAGCGUAUGAUAUAACGGAACACCUGUUUCAUUUAAGUUUGUUCUAUUAUGUUUUACAAUGAAAAGUUAACGUUGAAAUAAGAAAAAAAUGGACU
This is a messenger RNA of Culex pipiens pallens (northern house mosquito), 2622 nucleotides long. RefSeq names its product exonuclease 1 (gene tos). NCBI's taxonomy places the organism in Eukaryota, Metazoa, Arthropoda, Insecta, Diptera, Culicidae. The record is from RefSeq and is a predicted model, not a curated record. Gene Ontology annotation, cellular component: nucleus. Gene Ontology annotation, biological process: DNA recombination; mismatch repair. The coding region runs from base 185 to 2479 and encodes 764 amino acids. Gene Ontology annotation, molecular function: 5'-3' DNA exonuclease activity; DNA binding; 5'-flap endonuclease activity. The transcript is spliced from 3 exons.